GUCUCAUGAUAGCAGUGAAGCAGGACCAGUGGCACGUAGUGGACUACCAGCAGCUGCUCUUCCAUGACUGUCUCAUGAUAGUGGUAAAGAGCGAUCAGUGGCACGUGGCGGACUAUCAGCAGCUGCUUGACUCACGCACGUUGACUCACGUUGACUCCCCCAUCCCUGCAGGUCUCAUGAUAGCAGUGAAGCAGGACCAGUGGCACGUAGUGGACUACCAGCAGCUGCUCUUCCACGACUGUGGGGCCGGUUCUGUCCUUUCUCUAGCCUUUCCCUCAGCCGGACCUGCUCCAUUUUCCCCUUCUCCAGGCUUAAUGAUCGCUGUCAAGAGCGACCAGUGGCACGUGGUGGACUACCAGCAGCUGCUCUUCCACGACUGUGGGGACCGCGUUGCUCAGAUCGUACGGCUGAGAUCCAAGGGACGCCUGGGGGGGAGGGCGGGGCGGGAAGGGAGUGACGGAGCGGAGGGAGAGGAGGAGGAUGUGUUGAUGGUGAAUACGCAUCUGCUGUUCCCGCAUGACGCCAACUCCAACAUCAUCCGCCUCUGCCAGGUGGGUGUGUGCCACGUCUGCCAGGUGGGCUUUGAUCAGGUGUACAAGCUGCUGGAGCGAGUGGAGCAGUGUCGGAUAGAGCAGGCUGGCAGACCCGCUCCUGUCAUUCUGUGCGGUGAUCUGAAUGGCACCAAGGAGGGCAACGUGUACAAGCUGCUGCGCUCGCAGGGCUUCCUCUCCUCCUAUGACACGGCGCACCACCUCAAUGACGUGGAUGAGACGUGGGUGAGCCACCGCAGUCACAGGGGCGACGUGUGCGGGGUGGACUAUGUGUGGAUGCUCAACGCCCGCACGCCCAUGAGCCAUCCCAUCUUGAAUUGGCGCAAGGCCGUGUUUGGGCUGAUCAAGUCCAAGCUGCUAGCAGCAGGCAUUACAGACGCACGUCACGCGUUUCAGUUCUUUGCGACAGCAGGCGACACAUCUCCUUUUGAGCACACUGUCUGUUUCACCUCGGACCCAAACGCCACCGACGCUGCUGACGUCAGCAUGGACUUCGGGCAACAGCAGAAUGAUGACCCAGCGGCCGAGGAGCAGGAGCAGGGGGUGGAGGAGGAGGAGGAGGAUGAGGAGGCGUGGAGGUAUUACGACAGUGAUGAGGAGGGUAUGGAGAGGCAGGAGUGUUGCAUCACUGCCUUUACCAUUGAAGACUUCCAGCUGGCAGUGGCUCAGCUCGGCCUCACGGGGGACAACUCCAUUGGAUUAACAGAGGUUGAAGUGGCAGAGCUGAUGCAAGGGGCGGACACGGAUGGGGAUGGAUGGGUGGAUUUUAACGAGUUUCAGGACAUGUUCCAGCAGCCCACAUGGGACUCGCGGGUCGAUACCCUCAAGCAGUCCAUGGCUGCUUCACUUGCUGCCUCCCUCGCCGCCGCCUCUGCUGCUGCUGCUGCCCCUGGUUCUGCCGCCUCUGCUUGUGCCCCUGCUGCUGCUGCCGGCGCGGCUGCUGUCUCUGCCGGUGCUGCACCUUCGGCUGCUAGCCCGUCUGCUGCAUCCUCACAAGAGCAGCAGAAGCAGCGGCGGUGGGAGGAGAAGGAGCAGGCGGUGUUGCAGGGGGGGCAGCCGUACUGGGAGAGCCGCAGAGGGCUCAAUGUGGAGGGCGAGGCGGGGCAGGGGAACAAUCGCUAUGGAGGAGGGGAGGUGGCCUGA
Closterium sp. Naga37s-1 is the source of this 1694-nucleotide messenger RNA. The record is from the annotation of a GenBank genome assembly. Lineage: Eukaryota; Viridiplantae; Streptophyta; Zygnematophyceae; Desmidiales; Closteriaceae.